Molecule: messenger RNA, 1064 nt
Organism: Arachis ipaensis
Lineage: Eukaryota; Viridiplantae; Streptophyta; Magnoliopsida; Fabales; Fabaceae
Product: DNA-directed RNA polymerase subunit beta
Source: RefSeq, a predicted model, not a curated record
UUUGGAUUACGCGACGAAAAUAAACCACAAAAGAGAAGUGAGAAAGAACACUACCACUUUUUUAAUUUUUAUCUUUUUACGAUCCAUCCUAUUCUAUUCUCUCUUUCUUCUCAAUCAGCACAGGCCCCCUCGCUUCAAUUCUCAUUGUUUUAAGAAAUAAUAAUUAAAAAAAAAAAAAGAAAACGACGAUGUCGUUUGGAUCAUCCCUGUUCCCUACUCCACAUGCCAUGCGUUUUCUCUCAAACUCAAACAGAACUUCUCAACUCCCUCUCCCUCAUACCUUUCGCGUCAAGUCUUCUUCCGACGUUCCCGAUUUCCUCUCCGCUGAUUGGUUAGAAUCCCGCAAGAAACGACCCUUUGGCCCAAGAUUAGAUUAUAGUGCAGAGGAUGCAGUGCGUUACCAGCUAGAAGCACUCAAGUAUAACGAUCAGCCUCGUCAGGACUAUGGGAUUGAAGUCAUGUACAGGUUUGCUGGAUUUGAUCCCUUUGAAAGGUCUACAUAUUUUGGGCCGUUCUUCGAUCUCGGUCAGUUUGAGAGGUUCAGGCGUAUUUUUCACCAUUCAACUUAUCGAGUGUUACUUGGUCACAAGGAAAGAAAAAUCAUGAGCAGCUUGUUUGUAGAGGAGAACAAAUACAAGCAGCGGGUUUGGAUUCGUGGAAGUCGACCAGAGGAAGAGGAAAUAUUUCAAUUUACUAUGAUUCAGAGAGUUGGUGGUUGCUGGGAUGGUUAUUGGUUGACAGAGUCAUUGCUUCAUGAUAGGGACACAUUUGCUGGAGGCUUGGCAUAUUGAUAAACCUCCAAUGCAACAAUCACAGUUUCAUGAAAAGGUUUUCAAAGCAAGAAAUGAUCUUCUAUCUCUAUCCUAAUGUGUAAAGUUUGUACAUAUGAAUGUAACAACUUCAGCUGUUAUCAUAUGUAUGUAUAGUUAGAAAUGUAGUUGGUAUUGGUCAACAUUAACAUAAACAUAAACAUUCUUGUACAUAUUGUUGAAUACUGAAGUGACUUGCAUAUAAUUAGUCGUUAUACUCAAAUAGACCUUCAUGUAUUACAGUGCACUCUUUGA